Molecule: messenger RNA, 5254 nt
Organism: Scophthalmus maximus (turbot)
Lineage: Eukaryota; Metazoa; Chordata; Actinopteri; Pleuronectiformes; Scophthalmidae
Gene: sgpl1
Product: sphingosine-1-phosphate lyase 1
Exons: 14
Coding region: 1626-3350 (574 amino acids)
Biological process (GO): sphingolipid catabolic process; carboxylic acid metabolic process
Cellular component (GO): endoplasmic reticulum
Molecular function (GO): pyridoxal phosphate binding; sphinganine-1-phosphate aldolase activity
Source: RefSeq, a predicted model, not a curated record
CUCUCUCUCUCUCUCUCUCUCUCUCAGUCCUGUGAGCAGACAGACUUUCUUGAGAUGUGUGUGGGGGUAUUUCAAUCUAACUAGUGUUGCCUGUGGAUCAGACAUCAGCAGCAGAUGGACAGACGACUCAGCUCGCCUGACACAGAGCUGCUGUCAAGUGCAUCAUGAACCUGCAGCCUGUCACAAGGAGGAAGCAAUAUUUAGAUUUGAUUUGGCCUCAGAUGUGAGUAAAGAAAUCCUUCUCCUGGCACUGCAGCAGCCGUAAUGAACCCCACCUGAAUGAUCUCCGCAUCGUUGACUACAAGCAGCGGCGAUGUUGUCCCUCUUCCCCCCCUGAUGUAUCCAAGGAGCAGCCACCUCGCGGUCACACCCAGUACAUUUCCACGAGAACAUGACCUCCCCAUGUGGACAACAACAGCUCUCCUUACAGAACAGUCAAAUGUUGUGCGAGGGGGAGCAAAGGAAUUGGGCGUCCACCGCUCCAACAAUGAGCGGGACAAUACUGGUGCAAGAGUCUUUUGUGUGAGGUCGGUUUAGGUUUUCCUGAGGCAGGAGGUCGCAUUGUGCGGCUCGGACCCGAAGGUGAAGUACAGACAGGACAUGUGUUGGGUAACAGACAGAGGCCUGGAGCUCAAGGGGGCCGACUCGCCUUUUGCUCUGAUGUUAGAUAACGCCCGUGUAAACCUCUCUUUGUGACAGCACCUGCUCUCUGCAACAUUUAUGUGUAAAUAAUUCCCACCACGAAAACUCCCAGUCGAAGCCUCCCAGUCAACUCGGCUUGAUGUCUUAUUUUUUCUGUUGCUCGGCGCUCGUCUCUAGGCGGCGGAUCUCGUCAAACCUGUAUGAGGACAUGUUUGACAAACGCUCAGGCAGGUAAGACAGUUGUAGUCUGUGGGCAGACUCCUGUGUCUCGCUCCCUGUCCUCCAUCAAUGCUUCAUUUACCCCCAAAAAAACCAAAACAACUGUGGAUGAUGCCUUUAAUGAUUGUGCAGAAAAAAUACCGGACAUCCUUCAGGUUGGAACAAAGAUGGGGAAAGUUUCUGACACUGUUUCCUUUGCACAAAGGGAACUUGCCUCAUUUUUACUGUUAUUUAUAAAAGAAUGAUGUAAUAAAUAAUUGUACUGUUUUGUACUUCAGGCAGCGCUGACGGCGAUUACUCAAGUUAUUGACUGUUGAACCUUUCGUUCAUCUGAUUGCGGCUGAAGUGGAGAAACAAGCCUCCCCACUAUCACACCGCCGGCUAUUGUGUUGUAAAAAACACCACGGCGGAGAGAUAAUGAACAGAUAAUUUUGCUUCACUUAUGAAAUAGCAUUCUUAUAUCUGUUGAGGCUCAGUCAGAUCUACUCAGUCAGCAAAAAAAAAUCUCUGCCGUCACUUUCAGAUCGUCAUAAAAUAUUUCAGCAUUUAUUGGAGAUCAGGCUCAGAAACUAAACGUACAGUGUAGCACUGUGUAUUUUAAGGUGAACAUCCCCUCGGACAGCUGCAUGUGUUGUUUUGUUGGUGUUGGGCACGUGGGAGGAGCCUGGUGAUAGUCGUCCAGUUAGCAGAGGGCGUUCCCUCACUCACCUGGAGGAGGAAGAGACGACUGUGUCUGUCCAUCCGACAGUGUUAGUGUGAGGAGGAUGCUGAGCUCUGUAGGUGUUGUGACAAUGGCGUCUGAUAGUGCCUUGGAGGUGUAUAAGGAGAUGGUCCUGCUGUACCUGGACGAGGGCCGGCGGCAGGUCAACUCGCGCUGCGCGGACCUGGAGCCGUGGCAGAUCAUCGGAGCGACAGUCAUCACCACACUGGGAGCAGUCUGGGUCAAAGGCUUCCUCUUCCAGCAAGAAAGUCUCACAUCGCGAAUCAAGAAGCAGUGCUUUCGAAUCAUCAGACGAAUCCCCUACAUCGGCGUGGCAAUCCAGAGCCAGCUGAACAAGGCUUUGGACGACAUGUCCGCCAGUCUUUGUACUCUGAAGAAUGGGAUGAGCUACACCAGACAGCUGCCACCUAAAGGUCUUUCUCAGAACCAAGUGCUGGACAAGAUCAGAGAGUAUGAGACUCUGAAUGAGGUUCAGUGGGAGAAGGGCUGUGUUUCAGGCGCAGUGUACUGGGGCGAUGAAUCCCUGACCAAAUUCCUCGUGAAGGUGUAUGGAGAUUUUGCGUGGAGCAAUCCGCUUCACCCAGACAUCUUUCCAGGCGUAAGAAAGAUGGAGGCAGAGGUUGUUAGAAUGGCCUGCACGCUUUUCCACGGGGGACCGAACUCCUGUGGCACAGUCACUUCAGGGGGAACUGAGAGUAUACUGAUGGCCUGCAAGGCAUACAGAGACAUGGCGUAUGAACGCGGUGUCAAAUACCCUGAAAUUCUCGCACCUUUGAGUGUCCACGCUGCCUUUAACAAAGCAGCACAUUACUUUGGGAUGAAGCUUGUUCAUGUUCCCCUUGAUAAGAAAACAAUGAAAGUAGACGUGAAGGCUAUGAAGAGGGCCAUCAACAAGAACACGGCCAUGCUCGUGUGCUCAGCGCCUCAGUUUCCUCAUGGAAUCAUUGAUCCCGUUGAGGAAUUAGGCGAGCUGGCUGUACGCUACAACCUCCCGCUGCACGUGGACGCCUGUCUCGGAGGUUUUCUCAUUGUCUUCAUGGACAAGCUCGGUUAUCAACUCGCCCCGUUCGACUUCAGGGUAAAAGGUGUAACCAGCAUCUCUGCAGACACCCACAAGUAUGGCUACGCUCCAAAAGGCUCCUCGGUGAUCCUGUACAGCGAUAACAAAUACCGCCACUACCAGUACUUUGUAGCUCCAGACUGGCAGGGGGGAAUCUACGCCUCGCCCUCGAUAGCGGGCUCCAGGCCAGGAGGAAUCAUCGCUGCCUGCUGGGCGACCAUGAUGCACAUGGGAGAGAACGGAUACUUGGAUGCCACCAGGAAGAUCAUCAGCACAGCUCGCAGAAUCACCAGAGAAGUCAAUAAGAUAGAAGGUGUGUUUGUGUUUGGGGAACCGGAGGUGUCGGUGGUGGCAAUAGGCUCAGACGUUUUUGAUAUUUUCCGUCUGUCUAAUGCUCUGACGUCGAAGGGCUGGAAUCUGAACACACUACAGUUCCCAUCCAGCAUCCACAUUUGUUGCACGGUCCUGCACACCCAGCCAGGGGUGGCAGAUCAGUUCAUCCGUGAUGUCCAAGAGCAGGCCGCCAUUAUCAUGAAGAACCCCUCAGAGAAAACCACAGGAAUGGGAGCGAUCUACGGCAUGGCCCAGUCCAUCCCAGACAGAUCUAUGGUGACGGAGAUCUCCAGAGGCUUCCUUGACUGUCUCUACAGCACUGAGGUGCGCAAGUCAGACACCAGCCACAUGAACGGCAAUGGCAAAGCCCACUGAAACAGGAUCGGGCCCUCGCAGCCCGACUGCAUGCUUGCCUCCACCCUUAGAGCUCAGAGUGAAUCGCUCCACAGUUGCCUUAUCUUGCACACCUACAGCAUAUGAAAUCUUCUGCAAAGCUCUACGAAACCACAAGCCAUUCUUCAUUGGAAUCAGCCCGCGGGAUAAAUCACUUGUAAUACUGUGUCUGAACGGCACAGAAAAGUGACAGGUUCCAAACACGUGCUUAGUCUUUUCAUUUGAUUAACUCAGUGUCGUAGAAGUGUAUUAUAUUUUAUGCUUUUCAUGUUCAUUUCAGUGUUUUUGCUGUUGUUUAUGCGCAUAUUCGUCAUAAUCUCUUACUGAUUUCACAGUGAAACCGUUCAGUUUUGUUUUGUUUUUUUUAAAAUUCCAAAACAUUUCAGCUUGACAUCACCGCUUUAAAAUCAGUGAUGUCUCAGCAAAAACACAGACCACUGAGAGUUUGUCAGAAAAGCCCUCUAGCAUGAAAGCCGAUGUACUGCUCUCGACUGGCUGCACACGUGAAGGUGUGACGAAGGUGCAAUCUCUUCAUUGUCGUGCAGUGACAGUUGUCUGGAAUAUAGCAUUUAAAUGAAAAGUCACUACAAGAACAUAUCAGGUUUAUCUGUAAAUCAAAGACGGUUGUCCGACGUUAUGUAGCAGUUUGUAAUCACGAUCACCCUGUCUUCGUUUUUGAGCAGUUCGUAUGAUGAUAUCGUGUUUGUUUAAAGUCUACAUGUGUGGUCCAUCUACAGGGGCCAGAUUUGUAGACAGAGGGAGAAUAAUUUGGAUAGUGGGAGCUUUUAUUGUAAUGAUCAUUAGAAUGAAAAUAUUUUUAGAUAGGGGAAAAAGUAAGCCGGGCGGCAAUUUUUUAAAGUGGAAUCCGGACAUUAUCAGGCACAUCCAUUAUUUUGGUGAUUUUUUUCAACAAAAAAAAAUCACUUGUAAAGCAAUGAAACCUAAAAUCCCUUAACAGACUCUUUCACCUGUUUACUACCUUCUUUUAAUAAUUUGUCUCCUAAUUCAAUCUACCUCACUUUCUACUCGAUGCAAAUCAUUCAUCCACUGAAACACAUUCUGACGGGGCAACUGUUUUAUUUUCCAUUUCUAGCGUAAACGUCACAAUUGUAGGACAUCUGGUAGUCAUUAGUAAGUUUGCUUACAUCUACUGAUGCUUAAAGGAAACGGCUCCACUGUGAUGGAACUUUUUGAUGGAUAGACUUAGGAUAUGUACUCAUUCACUUAUAGGCCAAUAACUUAACCAAGCAUACUGUAACACCAAAAGGACCUUGUGUUCUCUUUAUCUCAUGUGCUCUCCUAAUAUUGCUUGCUGAAAUUGUUUAUUCCCGUGAAAUUAUUUUCAUGUUUGUGCAAUAUGUAACUUUUCCUCUUUAUGAAUGAGAAACGACAGGGAAUGCUCCACUAUUAAUGUUUUACGAGAUUCGUUGUUAUAGAAGUGUAGUAUGGAAUGACGGCUCGUCAGCCUUGUUGGUGUAAUUCAACCAUUUGGGUUUAUUAGUGACUUAACCUGUGAGUCUUUGUCAUGACUGUUUUUACAUACUGAGCAGUUUUAAUGAGAUGAGACGUGAAUGUAUUAAGGUUAUUAAAUGCACAGGGAUUUUUUAAGAAAUCUUUUAAUCAGCUUCCUGGUAAAAAAGACUGAUGACAGAAGACAGGUCGUAACACCCCCACUAACGAUUGAAGCUCAUACUAUCAUGGGUGUCCGUCAAUCCAUGCAUCCUUAAAUACCCCAGCCUUUGACGGGAUGUGAAAACCUAUGUACGUGCAAAACAAGGGCUUUUCCAACAAUGACUCAACCUGAUUGCUUCGGAGACACGUCCUCAAAAAGUGUGAUGAUUGAAUGGCCACAAAAUCUUCUUUUGAAUAAAAACUUUUAAUGCACA